This is a messenger RNA of Austrofundulus limnaeus, 413 nucleotides long. RefSeq names its product histamine N-methyltransferase. Lineage: Eukaryota; Metazoa; Chordata; Actinopteri; Cyprinodontiformes; Rivulidae. The record is from RefSeq and is a predicted model, not a curated record. Gene Ontology annotation, molecular function: N-methyltransferase activity.
CCAACAGUGGUUGGGACAUCCUGUGGAAGACUUACAAGAAGGAGCUGUGCGUCGGCAGCAUCCAGGAAUACCGCUCCUCCGGAGAGGUUGUGGCCUGCCUGAAGAGUCUGGGUCUUAAAUACGAGGAACAUUUGAUUCCCCAAAGCUUCGACAUCACCGACUGCUUCGAUCCGAGCAGCGAACCUGGGGCUCGUCUGGCAAGCUUCAUGACGGGAACGGACCGCUUCCACGAGUCGUUCAGCCUGGAGAUCAGAGCAGGCAUGUUGGACCUGCUCAGGAACAAGUGCAGCACUGAGAAAGAUGGCCGGGUUUUCUUUAACGGCAAUAUGAGCUGCAUUCUCAUUCACGCUUGAGGGGAAAAUGGUGCAUUUAAAUCUGAGUGACUAAAUAAAUACUAAAUGUGCAUUUAUGUA